Messenger RNA from Syngnathoides biaculeatus (alligator pipefish), 2082 nucleotides. RefSeq names its product hairy-related 13 (gene her13). The record is from RefSeq and is a predicted model, not a curated record. Gene Ontology annotation, molecular function: protein dimerization activity; RNA polymerase II cis-regulatory region sequence-specific DNA binding; DNA-binding transcription factor activity, RNA polymerase II-specific. The coding region runs from base 280 to 981 and encodes 233 amino acids. Gene Ontology annotation, cellular component: nucleus. The transcript has 4 exons. Gene Ontology annotation, biological process: regulation of transcription by RNA polymerase II; anterior/posterior pattern specification; regulation of neurogenesis. Lineage: Eukaryota; Metazoa; Chordata; Actinopteri; Syngnathiformes; Syngnathidae.
GGUCGAUGCCUUGACACAGAAAAAAAAAUCUUGCAUGAAAGCCUGUCCAGCUCUUGCGGUGCUGACCAGAGACAAAGAGCUGCUUGCCUAUUGGCUGGUGCCGUGUGCGCUGUGUUGUCCCCCCCAGCAGGAGCGGCUCAGCCCCUAUUCACAUGUAAAUAAGGCCCUUAUAAAUACUAACAACCGUCAGCCGGCGACGGCAGCACGUCGCACUCGGAUCGCACAACAAACACAAGUAAGGCAGCAGAGGGGAGAGGAGAGAAAGCUCGAGCAAGCAACAUGGCUCCUUCUGCUCGGCACAGCAAGAGCCAAAUUGGCGUGCAAGAAGAGGAGGGCUACUAUGGGAUCCAGAAGGCGGACAGAAAGAUUAGGAAGCCUCUAGUGGAGAAGCAGAGGCGAGCUCGCAUCAAUGAGAGUCUGCAGGAGCUGAGGAGCCUGCUGAGUGAUUCGGACUUGCACUCCAAGAUGGAGAAUGCGGAGGUGCUCGAGAUGACGGUUAAAAAGGUGGAGGACGUCCUGAAGACCAGAGCGCAAGAAGCAGACACGAUGAGCCACGAAGCAAGUGAAAGGUUUGCAGCCGGCUACAUCCAGUGCAUGCACGAGGUCCACACGUUUGUGUCCACCUGCCCCGGCAUCGACGCGACCGUGGCCGCGGAGCUGCUCAACCAUCUACUGGAGUGCAUGCCCAUGAACGAAGACCACAUCCAGGACGCGCUGACGGAUCUAAUCACGGACACGUCUGGGAACGCGGGAAGCACGUGGCACGGAGGCGGAGACCUUCUCUGUUCGACGCUGGCCUCCAGCGGGUCGUCCUCCGCCCUCUCGCCGCCCCCUUCCGUCACAUCCAGCGAGGACUCCUGCUCCGAUCUGGAUGAUGUCGACAGCGAGCACAACCAGAGCACCCCAGAAGCUUUGGAAAAAAGGGAAGCUCUGAGCACGCCCACGGUGACCUACUCCAGGUCCAUGUGGAGACCCUGGUAGGAGCUCUCUGGUGCAGAUGGGCUGGAUGAUGCUGGAUCUGUGGGCAUCCUUGAAAGCUAGGAGGAGAAAUUCCACCCCAAAACAAACACUUAAAACUUACAAAUGUAGUUGCCACAUAUGGAUUUAUAACUGGACUGUAUCUGGGCUGUACUACUCACCUUCACAAGACAAAAACCACAGUCAUGCUGUGGAUCCUUAAAAUGGUUCAUGUUUUUCUCUUUUCUCUCUCUUUUGAAUUCUGCUAAAUACCCCGCUGGAGUCCACUAAAAUGAAUAACAUACCAGUAGAAAGUGUCUGCAGCUGUCCUUUGGAUUUUGCGGACUAGUUGUUUUAAAAGAGUGGAUUUUCCUUUAGGCAGCACGGAGAAGUAGCGGUUAGUACAUAUGCUUCCCAGUUUUUGGGUCCACAGUUCAAACCUCAGCUCUGGCCAUGGUGGCAUUUGCAUGUUCCCACUCCCGCCCCAUCAGGCUUGCAUGGGAUUUUUCAGAGUGCUCCAGUCCUCCAGUCCUCCCACGUUCCAAAAAGAAGUCUGCUACGUUAAUUGAGGACUUAACAUUUUCCAUGGAUGUGAAUGUAGUUGUAAAAUUUUGUUUGUCUGUUUGCGCCCCGUGACUGGCUGGCAACCAGUCCAGAGUCAUCUGGGACAGGUUCCAGCUCACCCACGAUGAGCCAAAUGAGAAGGAGUAUCAGUAAGCUUUGCAUGUGGCCUGAUAAAUGACCCUCUUCCGCACAACAUUCACUGAUAGCUCAACCCAAUGACGUAGAAUAAAAACUGAACUGUGGACAGGCUCCUUUCAUGUGGUCAGCUCCUGUUUAGGGCAAAACAUUGCUUUGAGUACUAGUUGACAUCCUUACAAUCAUACAUUGCGAAACAUAAUAACAUCAAAUUUAAUUGGAAUUUGUUAGGUUUCGCUUUUUUGUUGCACUGUUCGGUGCCAAAACCGUGCAGGCGGUCGCAAAGAAGUAACUUUUCACCGGUAAGUGUGUUUCAUUUUAAGCUUUUAUAAUUAAUUAUUAUAUAUUUAUUGCAUUGUUUUCCAUAACAAUGUGUGUAUGUUUACCAUACUUUUGUUGUGACUAGAAGUCAGAGCCUGUUGACCA